This is a messenger RNA of Closterium sp. NIES-65, 1110 nucleotides long. The record is from the annotation of a GenBank genome assembly. NCBI's taxonomy places the organism in Eukaryota, Viridiplantae, Streptophyta, Zygnematophyceae, Desmidiales, Closteriaceae.
AUGCGAUGUUUGAAUCGACUCGGAAUUUUUCAAAUCAGCUACCGCAUCGGACACACAGGAAGCCUCGUAAGGCCAGGAAGCAAUAGCGGGGUGGAAGGGCACGGGGAAAGGGGCGUGAGUGCGCGCUGCGUGGGGGGGAGGCGCGUGAGUGCGCACUGCGCGCGUGAGUGCGCUCUGCGUGUGGGGGAGGCGCGUGAGUGCGCAGUGCGCGCCGCUGCAGGAGCAAAGGGGGGUAGCGGAGGAGCAGGAAGCGCUAAGGACAGGGAGUGCGGGAAAGCUCCUAUAGGGGCAAGGCCAGAGGGCGGUGCGGCAGCAGCCUGCCGGAGGCAGAGGGGUGGGGAUGGCCACAGCCGCAAUCCCUGGCAGGGUGGGCGCGCUGGGGGAGCCAAGGGGGUUGCGGGGGCGGAGGGGUUUGGAGGGGCGGAGCACAUGGGCGCGCAAGGGGGUGCGUGGACGGGGGGAGUUGCGCCAGGCAGGGGAGGGGGGUGGGGGUCACUGCUGGGUGUCUGUGUGGCAGGGGCGGCUGGGUGUGCGGUGAUGGAGUUGGGGCUGGAAAAGGGAAAAGAAGCUGCUGGCGUGAUGGCGGAUGCAUGGAGGCAUCUGCAGGGGGAUUGGCUGCUGCUACGAGUGGAGUGUGCUGACGUGGCUGCUCUUAGUUCUAGUAUCAGGUCUAAUGAUAACGGAUCACCUGUGAAAAACCCUGAAUUUGGUAGCGCUGGUGAGGCAGGUGGGGCAGGUGGGGCAGGUGGGGCAGGUGGGGCAGGUGGGGCAGGUGGUGGGAAUGAGCGCAAUGGGACCAGCAGCAGCAGCGGUGCAAGCGCCAGCAGCAGUGAACUCGCUGCUACAAACACCUCCAGUGGCAAGUCCAGUGGCGGCGCUAACUGCAGGAAGCGGGUGGUGGUGCUGGGGUCGGGGUGGGGCGCGGUGAGCUUCCUUAAAGCCAUAGACGCGCAUGGGUAUGACGUCACACUCAUCUCGCCCCGCAACUUCUUCCUCUUCACGCCGCUGCUGCCAAGUGUCACCACGGGAGUGGUCGAGGGCAGGAGCAUCGCUGAGCCAAUCAGGCGCAUCCUGUUGAGGGUGAGUUUCCAGUCAGUCAGGUGCUGCUAG